Penicillium malachiteum is the source of this 1428-nucleotide messenger RNA. RefSeq names its product trehalose-6-phosphate synthase. The annotation marks the transcript as partial. The record is from RefSeq and is a predicted model, not a curated record. Lineage: Eukaryota; Fungi; Ascomycota; Eurotiomycetes; Eurotiales; Aspergillaceae. The transcript has 5 exons. Gene Ontology annotation, cellular component: cytosol; alpha,alpha-trehalose-phosphate synthase complex (UDP-forming). Gene Ontology annotation, molecular function: catalytic activity. Gene Ontology annotation, biological process: trehalose biosynthetic process; cellular response to heat.
AUGCCUGCUGACGAUCCGAAACGUAAUUUGAUUAUUGUUUCCAACCGACUACCACUAUCAGUUAAACGGGUGGAUGGUUCAUUUCAGUCCUCUAUCUCCAGUGGAGGUUUGGUCACAGCAUUAUCGGGGUUGACGAAAUCUACACAAUUCAGAUGGUUUGGCUGGCCCGGUCUCGAAGUGAAGGACAAUGAAGACAGAAAAGAUGUAUCUCAGAGCUUAGCGGAGCACAAUGCCAGUCCAGUCUUCUUGGAUAGUGAUCUUGCACAUGAGCAUUACAAUGGAUUUUCAAAUCGAAUUCUAUGGCCUAUCCUACACUAUCAAUCGGGUGUUACAUUCGAUGAUGGACCCUGGCAGGCUUAUAAGCGUGUAAAUGAGCUUUUCGCAGAUGAAAUCUGUCAAGCAGCCGAGAACGGAACGUUGAUCUGGAUUCAUGAUUAUCACUUAAUGCUGCUACCAGAACUUUUGCGAGCACGGCUACAAAAUCAGGGCAAGUCGUGCGCAAUUGGCUUUUCCCUUCAUACACCAUUUCCCGCCGGAGACUUCUGGAGGAAUCUUCCUGUCCGGAAACACCUCAUCGAUGGCUUGCUGGCAAGUGAUUUAAUUGGGUUUCACACGGAUGAGUAUAAACAGAACUUCAUUGAUACAUGUGCAACUCUACUGGGCGCCCGUACCGAGAUUCCCAAUCAAAUUCAAUAUAAAAACCGCCUGGUCUGCAUUGAUCAAUUCAUCGUGGGCAUCGAUCCACUGAAAUUUACAGACACGCUCAAAAGUCCCGAUGUUGAGGAUCGAAUUCAAACCCUUGAGAAGCGUUACAAAGGUGUGAGAGUUAUUGUUGGUGUGGAUCGACUUGAUCAUAUCAAGGGUUUGACACAAAAGCUCAAAGGGUUUGAUGCUUUCUUGGAUGAUCACCCAGAACUAAGAAACAAGGUCGUGCUCAUCCAGGUUGCGGUUCCAAGUCGUGAAGACGUCAAGGAGUAUCAAGAGCUGGAGACAGAGCUCAGCACACUAGCUGGCAAGAUAAAUGGAAAGCAUGCCACCCCUGAGGGCACACCAUUACUUUAUAUGCACCGCUCUGUUCCUUUCACAGAGUUGGCUGCACUGUACUCAAUUGCCGAUGCAUGUCUUCUUACCUCAACUCGAGAUGGCAUGAAUCUCGUGUCAUUCGAAUAUGUCGCCUGCCAGGAAAAACGACAUGGAGUUCUUGUUCUUUCGGAGUUUGCUGGUGCUGCCUCUUUCAUGCGGGAGGGUAGCAUCUGCUUUCAUCCCGCCAAUAAAACAGAGAUGUCUGAGGCCUUAUAUGCGGCUCUACACUUGGAUAAAGACGAGCGCAAACGCAAGUACGAGUAUCUGAGAGAUUUUGUACACAAAUAUACAAGCGCGCGAUGGGGUCAGACCUUUAUCGAAAAGCUCAAUGCGAGAGCAUGCGAU